AUGCAGAUGUCCAUUCCGCGCAUUGGCCUGUUCGUCCAACUGUCCGACCCCCAGUUUCUCACCAGGUUAAAGUGUGAUAUACCUCCUGCGCUAGAAGUCGUAGAGAUCCGACUCUUCAUUCGGGCUGGGUUUCGUCGGACCAUGUAUGUUCGACAGAUCGUGCCGGCUGUAUCCAGGAUGAACCCCAUGAUGAAGAGGGUUCUGCCAUCGUCUGAGAAUCGCAGGCUGUUCAAAGUCGAACCGCACGCGUUAAAGGCAGGUCUGAUCCGGAAAUUGGGACUCUGCACGUCAGUGCUUCGCAUUACUUGA
Molecule: messenger RNA, 309 nt
Organism: Monascus purpureus
Lineage: Eukaryota; Fungi; Ascomycota; Eurotiomycetes; Eurotiales; Aspergillaceae
Source: the annotation of a GenBank genome assembly